Trichoderma breve is the source of this 1449-nucleotide messenger RNA. Its product is annotated as phosphatidylinositol n-acetylglucosaminyltransferase domain-containing protein. Gene Ontology annotation, cellular component: glycosylphosphatidylinositol-N-acetylglucosaminyltransferase (GPI-GnT) complex; membrane. Gene Ontology annotation, biological process: GPI anchor biosynthetic process. The coding region runs from base 1 to 1449 and encodes 482 amino acids. The transcript is spliced from 3 exons. The record is from RefSeq and is a predicted model, not a curated record. Lineage: Eukaryota; Fungi; Ascomycota; Sordariomycetes; Hypocreales; Hypocreaceae.
AUGCCCUCGCCCACCGACGACGAAACUCCAUUCCCUGCGCUGAGCCACGCCGCGGGCCUCAAUGCGCUGGACCGCUCGCACCUGUCGCCGCACGAUGCCUUCACGUACCCGCUGCGACAGCCGUACGAUGGCGACGGGCCGGCCGAUCCGCUGUCCCAUCUGAGGCACCUCAAGGACGACCGCAGCAGGAGCCGGCGCCGCAAGAGGGCGUGGAAGAAGCUCAUGUGGGUGAAGCAGUCAUAUCCGGACAACUAUACCGAUCAGGCGACGUUUCUCGAGAACCUGCAGCGAAACCCUCGGCUCAAGCCCUACGACUUCUGGCCGCUGGUGGCCGACUCCACGGUGAUUUUGCAGCACGUGUGCUCCGUCAUCCUCUUCAUCGUCUGCUUCGUGGGCAUCUUCCAUGGGCGAGUCUCGCCCGUGUCCCUCGUCAGCGGGAGCAGCUUCACUACUUUUCUGGGCUGGAUCCUCUGGGAGAGAUGGGUCUCGGAGGAGGAGGACAAGGAGGACGAAGUGACCGCGGGCGGCGUUGCUGCCUCUGCGACCAAGACGGAGAGCAUCCGACGACGAGCCCGCGCGGCUAGCAUUCGUCGACCGAUUAUUACACCCCGUUCCAUUUCUACCACGUCGAGUCGUCCGACGUCAGAGUCCUCUUCUUCGCGGCCGUCUGCGGGAAACUCGACGAUUAAUAUUAAGGUUCAGAUCCCAGAUAACGAGCAGAUAAGGGCAACCAUCAUUCCGUCUCCCUCUUCCACCACCUCUCCGACUUCGCCCACAUCGCCGCUAGCUAGCUCGGACGUGAUGCCCGACUCUCCAUCAAUACCAAACGAGGCGAACCGCCUACACCAGCGCCUUGGCACAAUUAAAUCAGCUUUGCUGAUCUACUGCACGCUCCUCGGGCUCAGCCCCAUUCUUAAAUCUCUCACCCAGUCCACCUCGAGCGACAGCAUCUGGGCCAUGUCUCUCUGGCUACUGGCCAUCAACAUCUUCUUCUUUGACUACUCUGGCGGCGUCGGGACCAAAUUCCCUGCGUCGCUGUCCACAAAUGCAGCCCUAAUGGCCUCGACCGUGCUAGCAAGUCGCCUACCUUCCACCAAGCAGGUGUUUUGCCUGACGCUUUUCAGCAUUGAAGUGUUUGGUCUGUUUCCUGUGUUUAGGCGAUAUGUCCAGCACCGCAACUUCAGGCAGCAUGUGAUUCUAACCGUGCUGCUGAUACUUGGGGCGGGAUGGGGCGUGGGGGUCGUGAUAGCUGAGCCGAAGCCUGACUGUUGGCCGUGGAAGCGCGGUAUCGGAGGCAUGGUGGUGUCUGUUCUUAUUGCUGGUAUAGCGACGGGCGGAUGCAGCUGGUGGCUGAUUGGGCUGCAGAGGUAUAAGAACGAGAUUCGGGGGCCUUGGGAUCCUGCGAGACCUAUUAUUAUGAGCCGGCAGCGUUGGGACGAUGAUCGAUGA